Molecule: messenger RNA, 720 nt
Organism: Naegleria gruberi
Lineage: Eukaryota; Heterolobosea; Eutetramitea; Acrasida; Naegleriidae
Exons: 2
Coding region: 3-620 (205 amino acids)
Biological process (GO): mitochondrial electron transport, ubiquinol to cytochrome c
Source: RefSeq, a predicted model, not a curated record
AAAUGCUCCGUGGUCUUGCCGCUACCGGCUAUCGUUUCGUCAACGAAAUGCUCGUCCUCAACAAGAACUUCUUCCCUAAAGGAAUUUUACCUGCUUCAGUUGUUCCAGAUGUUGUCGACACUGUUGCUGUUGCUGAUAAGAGAGGUGAAUUCAACGUUUAUGAAGCUUUCCCAAUUCAAAACCCAUGGACCAAAUACACUGAAAUCCCAUACACUGAUCUCUCAAUGUGGGAAAAGGCUGAUCGUUUCGUCACUUUGGCCUACAGAAGCUCUAUGCGUUAUCAAACUUUUGGUCUCUUAUAUGAUGAUAUCCUCAACGAUGAAGAUCCAAUGAUUAUUGAAGCUCUCAACAGAUUGCCAGAAGAAGUUCGUCGUGCUCGUGAAAAGCGUCUUGCUCGUGCUUUUGACUUGUCUGUUAACCAAAAGAGACUGCCAAGAGAACAAUGGACUAAGCCAGAAGAUGACGUUGCCUACUUGCGUCCAUACGUUUUGUGGGUUCGUUCCGAAAUGGAAGAACUUGAUUCUGAAAACUUGAAGAGAGAAGACUUCCUUCCAUUCUUCAGAGUUUCUCCUGAAGAUUACGAAACUGGAAAGGCCUUCAAGCAAAGAUAUAUUGAUUAAAUUUUAAACCACGAAGGGGUGUCUCUAAGACUCUAAAGGCUCAUUAACAUCGUCAAUGGAAGAUUAUUAUAAAAAACAUAAAAAUUAAUAUUUAAAAAAA